Messenger RNA from Meira miltonrushii, 624 nucleotides. RefSeq lists its product as uncharacterized. Lineage: Eukaryota; Fungi; Basidiomycota; Exobasidiomycetes; Exobasidiales; Brachybasidiaceae. The record is from RefSeq and is a predicted model, not a curated record. Bases 1 to 624 code for a protein of 207 amino acids. The transcript has a single exon.
AUGCAAAUUCACGUACUGUUAUCGAUUUGCUUUAUUGUUUUCUUGGCAGGUGUUAGAGCAGCACCUACUUCUGCUACUCACCCACCUCCUGAUGACUAUUCCAAGCCGAAACAACACGCUGCGCUUCUUCGCGAUGGACCUUUAGGAACGGAGGUUGGCUUGAUAGGAUCAUCAAAAGGAAAUUCAGGUAAAGGUUAUUCACUUAUUCGUGGAAAAGUACAAGUAGGUGAAAAGAAGAAAAAUACGAUCAUACGUGAAUUAGGAGAAGAAGCAAAAUAUUCCGAAAAGAAUAUUCAUUUUAAAUCGGACCGUGUGAAAAGCAAAGGUGCAAAUGGUGUAAAAGCUGAAGGUUACGCAAUUCAUCUUAAAGCAGGAGCAAAACAAGAUAUGAAUGGCGAAAAUAGACAAUUGAAAUUCGUUCAUCAUUCCCAAGUUGGAAAAUAUUUAAAAAAACCUGAACAAAAGGCACUCUAUCAAGAUAUGCAAAAACAAAAUUUGAUCAAGAAUAGAACUAGUCCGCCUAGAAAGCCAUUGGAACGAUCUACUUCAAUGAAUUCUGCUACAACUGCAAAGACUUCACCGACUCGUCGUUUAGGUCGAUCUCUAAGCGGAAGACAUCGUUAA